CUACUUUUUGCGUGCAUGUUGUAUGUUUGGCUGUUAUUAAUUCCUUUUCAUGAUUAUUUCAAUCACCCUCACUCACUCUAUCUGCGUCUUCUGAAUUUGAAAUUGAAGGCAAACCCAGAUCAGAUGGCAGAGUGCAACAAGGAAGCGCAGCACGUCCAGCAAAAUGUCACGGGAAACAAAUACGGUGGACUUGGCCCAAAGAAGCCUUUGAUAUCCAAAGAUCAUGAACGAGCAUUCUUUGAUUCAGCUGACUGGGCAUUGUGCAAGCAAGGUGCUGCUGUGAAUCAACAAUCUACAGCAGCCGUAGAGACCUUGCGACCAAAACUAGAGAAAACACCGCACCAGCAGCUUCCCCCUAGAAAACCUGCUUGUACAUCUGGCCAAGAAAAUCUUAUCUAAUAAAGGGCGAACAGGAACAAUUAUUACAUACCUCUUCGUGUUCGUGAUCUGAUGCAUAGUACAAUUAGCUGGAUCCUUUCAAGUUUUAAUAAUUUGCUGUUCCAUUUAUUGGGAAAAAAUUUCAAACGUAGCAAAAUCGUCAAGCUUAUUUCUUUUUCAUUUUAUGCAGUAUGAAAAGAUAAAAAGUUAGCAUCCA
Glycine soja is the source of this 595-nucleotide messenger RNA. RefSeq lists its product as uncharacterized. Lineage: Eukaryota; Viridiplantae; Streptophyta; Magnoliopsida; Fabales; Fabaceae. The record is from RefSeq and is a predicted model, not a curated record. The coding region runs from base 16 to 399 and encodes 127 amino acids. The transcript is spliced from 7 exons.